Messenger RNA from Strongylus vulgaris, 498 nucleotides. The record is from the annotation of a GenBank genome assembly. Lineage: Eukaryota; Metazoa; Nematoda; Chromadorea; Rhabditida; Strongylidae.
AUGGCCCGUUUGGAUCGUGAACAGCACAAAGCAAAAUAUCCUGGAUGGUCGGCGCGCGAGAACUACGCCGUCCACAAGCGUAAGAAGAAGCGACGCGAUAAGAGUGAAGAUGUGACCGACAUGAAGAAAUGUCGUGCCCGUUUCGGAAUUGCGAACACCGAUCAAUGGUGCAAAUUUUGUAAACGAAAGAAGAAGUGCAUGUAUUCGACAUAUGAUCCAACCGAUACAAUGUCAGAGGAGCAUGGUGAUCGAAAUAGGGCUAUUAAUAAGCAAGGAGCAUCUGUAUCAGACCUACCUAUUAUUUCAGCAUCCUCAGGACCAUCACCGCUGACGUCAUCAUUAGGUCCAUCACCACUUGGUAACGUCGUUGACCACGAUGCAUCCGAUUCCGAAUCGGAAGUCGACGAAGAAGAUCGCACGUUGGUUGAUAUGGACAUCCAGGAAGCGGCUAUGCAACAGCAAGCCAUCACACGGGAUAACGAAUUAGCGGCUUUCUAA